UUUGCGCCGUCAUACCGCUCCGGUGCUCCAGUCGCGGCCCUUCGCCUUUGUCACCGUUAUCGAAACAUGCCGCUCCGACCGCCGACAGCGAAUUCGAGAAGACGAUCCAGCAAUCCUUGAGCCCGUCAAGGGUCUAUGACCUCUCUCUGCGACCAUGGACGGGCCCGCAGUUGUUGUGUCCGACGACCAGCUCGACCCUCCGUUGCGAAUCUUUGAGCGACUCCGCCAGAUCGCCGGAUACACCUGGGACGAGUCCCUCCCGCCCUUUCAUUCGAGCUAUGAUAACUGGCAUUUCUUCGGCACCCGAUUCGUGUCGCCAUACCCUUCUACAACAGGAACAACCACGACCGUUCUAUCCCCCCCAGCGGCGUAUCACCCCGCGAGCCCGCCUUCCUUGGCAAAGAUCAGUUCCACUCAUUGGGCUCAUCCUGGCGAAGCCACUCCGAGUCUCUCCACCCCGCGCAGCGAGGUGGGCUCUGAUCAUUCUCCGGGGGCCGCAUCGCCUGCACCCGCCACCGCCGCGACCAGCGAUGCCUCGUUCGAGGAGGAAUCCGUCGUCGCCAGGGUCUCGCUCCACGUCCUCCGCGAGGAAAGGGGCUUUCACAUUGCCAAGAGCCUGAUCUCCACUACGGAUGUCCAGGGAGAGCACCUUGUGAAGCCCAUCGACCUCAUCCGGCUCGCCCCAUUACCCGGAGACCGGGGCUCCAUCAUCGUAGCCAUAUACCAGCAUGCCGGGCCCAACUAUAUCCCCAAGGUGCUGGAUCUCGGCCCGGCCUUCUAUUACGCGCGGAAGGUCGAUGACAGGUGGGAGGCUAGCCGAAGAGAAACCUUUCGGCUCGGGCCCGCCAUCAGCCUUCAACAUUUCCUCGAUUUCGCUAUCGGCGCCAGUCAGUGCUUAGAGGUGAUACACCAUGGCCAGGGCAUCGUCCAUGCCGAGAUACGCGGGGACGCCUUUCACUUCAACGUCGAUACGAGCGAGGUCAAGUUCGUCUCUUUCGGCUCCGGCUUGCGAUCACUUGAGCACGGACUCACCAGCACGGGGUGGUUGGCGCUUUCCAAGGAACUGGGCGCGAAGAACAAGCUGCUGUAUAUCAGUCCGGAGCAGACUGGCCGAAUGCCCGCCGAACCAGAUACCCGCACCGACAUCUACUCGCUCGGCGUCCUGUUCUGGACCCUCCUGACCCAGCAGCCCGUGUUCGAAGGUGAGUCGCCCCUGGACAUCGUCCAAGGUGUCCUCGGGCGCCGAAUACCCUCCGUCUCCGCCAUCCGCAUGGAUGUUCCCGACGUGAUAGGGCGGAUAAUUCAGAAAUGCACAUCCAAGAAUGUCAACGAGCGGUAUCAUUCGGCAAGCGGUUUGCGCUAUGACUUGGUCAAAGUCCAGCAGUUUCUCGCCGACGGUGACUAUCUGGCGCUGAAGGAAUGGCAAAUCGCCUCGAGGGACAUCUCUUCGUUCUUCAUGCUGCCGACCAUGAUGAUCGGCCGCGACAAGGAGACGGCCGAUUUGCUGAGGGUCAUCGAGAGGCUUGCGAAGAGCCAUGCUGUCAAUCAGAAGGGGCUCCCUAACCGGUACUCGGAUGGCUCGAGCAUGUCAAACGAGUUGCUUGACGGUGCCGAGCUCUCAAGCGAGGGCGCGAGCUCGACUGAGGGUGCCAACCGGGGAAGCGGGUCGUUCACUCCCAGCGUCUCCGCUGAUCCCAAGUUGAGGGGCAACCUCAACCCUCCAUUCGCCUUCGCGCCCGAUUCGGCCACUAUAUCGGGCGACACGGUAUCUUCUUCCGGCAACUCCACCGCACCGGGCACAAUUCGCCUGCGACACUGGGAGCGACAUCAGUCGGUGUCCUUGGAGACCAGGAGCGUGGCCGACAGUUUUGGGCUGGACACGGCGCGGCAUAGCACGGCAGCCGACUCCUCAUCAAGCCUAUCAAGGCAGCUUGGGUCGGCCAAGUUCCGCCGGCGUGGCCACUGCGAGAUUGUGGCCAUCGAAGGAGCGGGCGGCCUUGGAAAGAGCUGUCUUGUCCAGUCGGUGCUCCCGGAGGCCCGUAGGAGAGGCUAUUGCGCGACGGCCAAGUUUGACAACGCCAGGAGGACGGCCUACGGUCCGCUGCUGAAUCUCCUCUCUUCCUUGUUCCGGCAAGUGUGGGGCGAACGGAACACCGAGACCCCUUUCCACCAGACGUUGAAGCAAUACGUCCGCCCCGUGUGGCCGAUGCUGCACAAGGUCCUGGGUCUCCCUGAAUUCUUGCUCGGCUCUGUAGACCCGUCGAUGGCCAGGUCCCCCUCCAGCACUGCCCAAGACUCUAGCCGUACCAAGAGCGUCCGGACUGCCAUCAAAAGGCGUGGCUCGUCGCCGGAAAGCUCGCCUGGCCCCUCCCUAAUGCGAACGGCAGACGUAUCCGCUCAGAGCCCCCAGGAUUUCCUCCGGACAGGUUCGUCGACCAAGUCUAUCCGUCUCAUGAACACAUUCCUCGACGUCCUCAGGAUGUUCACCCAUCACAAGUUCAUCUGCUUUUGUUUGGACGACCUCCACUUCGCCGAUGACGAGUCUCUAGAAUUAAUCACCCAGAUCAUUGGAGCAAGGAUGAGGAUGGUCAUCAUCAUCACCUACCGGCCCGAGGAAUUUCCCGCAGAGAAGGUCCAGAGGCUGAUGACCCCCCCAGAGUCGGAAGAAUUCCCCCAGGUCGGGGGCCCGACAAUCACCAAGAUAACUCUCUCCCCGCUAAGCGAGGAGAAUAUCGUUCAGUAUGUGUCUGCGACGCUCUGCAGGCCAAAAGAGGAGGUCCUGCCCCUGGCUCUAGGCAUCCAAUCCAAGACGGCUGGCAAUCCGUUUUAUAUGAGAGAGAUGCUCAACGCGUGCUACCGGAAGAAGUGUGUAUGGUAUGACUACAAGGACAGCCAAUGGCGCUACGAUCUGGACAGGCUUUUCGAGCAGUUUCAGAGCGAACAGAACUACGAUGUCCUCGACACGGCCUUCAUAACCCGUCGGCUGAGCGAGCUGCCCCCUGCUUCAAGGUCGAUACUUGCCUGGGCUGCUUUACUCGGGCAGACAUUCUCUUUCGACUUCAUAUGCAAAUUGAUGAAUGGGGGGUUCUACGACGUUGAUGAGCUCUGCCCAGAGCCGAAUGGCGAGCAGUACCACAAGACCUAUUCGCAGCAAGACGCCGUCGCGGGGCUCCAAGCCGCGAUACAAGCAUACAUCAUCGUCCCAAGCGAGAGGGACGACCGGUUCCGGUUUGCCCACGACCGGUACAUCCAGGCAGCAGCUGCACUAGAGGAAUGCAACUCACGAAAGAUGCAUUUCGUUAUUGCUCAGACCCUUCUCAAGCACUAUUCUUCGACUGCCAAGUCAAAGGACAGCACUGCCUCGCACAUCUGCGAAGCCGCCGACCUCAUCAAGACGGGGGUUUCACACCGGCUACCAUAUCGGAAGCUCCUGUUUGAGUGUGCAGAAGUCGCUACCGAGAGCGGCGCAAGGCCUACCGCGGCCAAGUACUACAGCAACGCCAUCGCCCUUCUCCAGUCCGAUCCCUGGAUCGACGAUGCCGAGGAUGUAUCUUACAACGAGACCGUCCAGCUACACCUACGGGCUGCCGAGUGCUACCUGUACAUGGGCCACCACGGCGUCGCCAGUGUUCUGCUGCAGGCCAUCUUCGCCGGCGCGAGGACUGCGCUGGACAAGGCCGCGGCGUGGGUCUUGCAGUCCCGGAUACAUGCCCAAGGCGGAGAUUCCAAGCAGGCGCUAGAGACCCUGAAGCAGUGCUUGGGAGCUCUGGGUGUCGACCUCGACGAAGAACCUACCUAUGAGAAGUGCGAUGCCGAAUUCGAGCGUCUGUCGGUGAGGAUACGGGCCAUGGAUCGCAGGACCCUCGUGGACCCUCCCGAGAGGGAUCGAGACGGCCUGGUCUCCUUGGGUGCGGUUUUAGCCGAGACCGUCAGCGCCAGUUGGUGGAGUGAUCGUCUCCACUGCUACAGCCUUUCGCUCUUCAUGCUCAACACCCAUCUGGACCGCGGGGCCUUCCCGCAAUCCGGGAUGGCGUUCCUCCACGUGGCCAUGAUUGCGCUAUCUCGAUUCAACAUGAUCCAGUUCGCCAUGGACCUCUCAGCAGUGUGCUUGGAGCUACUGGAUAAAUAUCGCGACCCGUUCUCAAUGGCAAGGGGUUACAUGAUCUUUGCCAACUUCGUGAGCCACGUCCAGUACCCGAUCGGAGUCACUCUCAGCCAACUAGAGGGCACGGUCGAGUGCUCUGCGGCUGCUGGCGACCGGAUCUCGGCCAUUCUGAGUUAUGGGUUGUGCGCUCAGCUGAGGUUCUUCGCGAGCGAGAACUGCGCCGACCUUGAAGCGUUCUGCCGAUACGGUUGCGAGGAGAUCCAGAACUGGCAGCUGGACACUAGAGGCGGGACAAUGCUCAUCGCUGUGAGACAGACUUGCAGAGCCCUACAGGGGAAGACUCGAACAUCAAGCCCGCUCGAGGUUCUAAGUGACGAGCAGCACAACGCCCUCACUUACAAGGGCUGGCUGGGGUCCCACACCAAUAACGGCGGCCGAUCACUGCUCUUCUACGAGACGAUGGAGCUCGUGGCCCUUUUCGUCUACGGGCACUACGAACGGGCCAUCGAGAUCGGCAAGGCCUGCUGCGAGAACUCUGUUCUCAUAUGGUCGGCUCGUAACACGAGACUGGCCAUGUUGGUGUACGGUCUAUCGCUGGCAGGCGUGCAACUCCUUCGCGAGCAGCAACGCCCACAGCCCUUGACUGGCGACUCUGAAUCCGAGGUUGAAGAGACUGUGCGGCAGGUCAACGACAUCAACAAGAGCAUCAAGGCCUGGCAGGACUUCACCAAUGUCAACUACCUAGCUUGGUCGAAGCUCCUCGACGCCCAGGUCGCAGAUCUGUUGGGCGAUCACGGCACUACCAUCCGCCACUAUGAGGAAGCUUUAGACCAUGCUUCAGAACACAAUUUCAUCUUCGAGGAGGCUCUGGGGAACUAUUUAAUGGCAAACUUCUUUAUUCGACGUUCAGCGACCCGUUCAGCGCGGUCAGCCCUCAGAGGUGCCGUUAGUCUCUAUCGCCAACUCGGCGCCAUCGGCGUCGCUGACCGUAUCGAGGCCGAGCAUACCCAUCUGCUUCAUGCUCCAACUAGGUAUCACCGAACCGCCGAUGCCGGGGUACAGACCGACUUUGCCGGAGAUGCGGCCUCGGUCCAGUUCCCGAACGUCGACGGCGGAGAGACUGAGGACCAGGCGGAAGACACUCAAGCCGGCAUCGCAGAGCUCAAGGGAGAGCGACUCGGGACGUGGAGAGGCUCGAUGCAGACAGAAGUUGGUGCGGGGCUUCCUGCCCUCGAUAUGAUUGAUCUGCACGCCAUCCUCGUGUCCUCCCAAGUCAUAUCGUCUGUCUUGAGGGUGGACGAGUUGCUCAAGACCAUGUGCGACGUCAUCCUGCAGACGUGUGGAGGCUCGGCUACGCUGGCCGCCAUCGUCGUCCAGGAAGACGGUUCGCCUGACUGGUGCGUUGCUGCCAGCGGCGAUCCGGAACGUGGAGCCGAGGCGCACAUGCCGGGCAUCCCCCUGAGCGGAACCCACCUCGUGGCCGAAAAUGUCAUACUCUACUGUACGCGCUUCCGCGAAGUCGUGUUCCUUCGGGACCUCGUCAGCGACGAGAGAUUCGGCAACGUCAGCGAUCAAUGGCUGCAGAGAAAUCCUCUUAGCAAAGCAGUCAUCGCCAUCCCCAUCUGUCACGGGUCUACACCCCUGCUCGGGGUCCUCUACCUGGAAGGGGUUCCAGGGUCUUUUACGGACCGCAACGUCACCGUCCUGCAGCUCCUGGUCAACCAGAUCGGCAUCAGCUAUUCGAAUGCCCUCGCCAUGAAGGCGGUCGAAAAGGUUUCCGCCGAGAAUGUGUCGAUGGUCGCCCUCCAGAAGCGUGCGCUCGCAAAGGCGAUCGAGGCGGAGACAAAAGCCAAAGACGCCGAGGCCGAAGCUAAGAGGAACGUAAAGCUCGCCGAAGAGGCCGCGAAGGCAAAGGCCAUCUUCCUGGCAAAUGUUUCCCACGAGCUGCGGACUCCGCUCAAUGGUGUCAUCGGGAAUUCGGAGCUCCUUCGAGACAGCAACCUCAACAAGGAGCAGCAGGAAAUGGCGGACUCGAUCAGGGUCUCGGCGGACCUACUGCUCACCGUGAUAAACGACAUCUUGGACUUCUCGAGGAUGGAGGCGGACAAGAUGAAGCUGUACAUUAUUGCCUUCAACCCGGAGGAGAUGGUCCGGGAGGUGGUACGGGCAGUCUCGUACAGCAACCGGGAGAAGGCCUCGAAGAAGAACGUCAAGAUCAUACAGGAUAUCAACCUGCCGCCCAUGUUGAUCUACGGCGACCCCAUCCGACUCCAUCAAGUGCUCGGCAACUUGAUCGGGAACAGCCUGAAAUUUACGGAAGACGGGUCGAUCACAAUUGGGGCUCGCGUUGACUCGGAAACGAAGGAGAAGGCGACGCUGGCCUUCUGGGUCCAAGACACGGGUAUCGGCAUACCAACCCAGCAGAUGGCCAAGCUCUUCCAGCCCUUCAGCCAAGCGGACACGAGCACAGCAAGGAAAUACGGCGGCAGUGGCCUUGGCUUGAGCAUCUGCAAGUCCUUGAUUGAGACCAUGAUGAAGGGCAAGAUCCGGCUGGAAAGCCAGGAACAACAGGGAACCAAGGCCUGGUUCACGGUUACCUUCGAUAAAGCGCGGCCCGAGGUCGUGGCGGGCGAUGCCCAGACGACGCCUCCUCCCCGGUUGCCGGAACCACGGUCGCGGAUGGUAGACUCGGUCAGCCCGAAUGUCUAUACCUUCCUCAACCAGAUCCCCAAGGACCAGUUACGCAUCUGCAUCGCCGAAGAUAAUGCGAUCAAUGCCAAGAUUGCGAUGCAGUAUAUGCAAAGGCUGGGGUAUAGCCGGAUCGAUACCUAUGACAACGGCCUGAAGGCGGUUGACGGUCUUCGGACGAAGGCCAAGGAGGGACUGCCGUAUCACAUCAUUCUCAUGGACGUACAGAUGCCCGUGCUUGACGGCUACGAGGCGACAAAGCUUAUUCGGACCGACCCCAACCAGGCGGUGCGCAAUAUCCUGGUGAUUGCCAUGACGGCGUCCGCCAUCCAAGGAGACCGUGAGAAGUGCCUCGCUGCAGGCAUGAAUGACUACCUUGCCAAGCCGGUUCGCUCGGAAGUGCUGAAGAAGAAGCUGGACAGCUAUGUUGGUAUCGAUGCUCAGCACUUCCAAGAGCGAAGGACGAGCGAUCCGCCUCCCAGCUCGGUAGUCAAUCCAGACUCACCCGUCGAGACUAACGAGACGAAUGGAGUCACAUCCUCGAUGCCAGUUCGGGACGAUGCCCUGCACAGCACGCCAUCAGAGCAGCCAGCUCCUCCAUGCCGGACUUCUAGCGAUAAUCCGUUGACUGAAGAAGUGUCGACAGGCGAAACGCCGCCCUCCAAACGUCAACCAAAGAAACUGACAAAGAGCCGAGGAAACAGCAUCACGAAUGUAGAGAGGCCCAAGUCUGUUCUCCUGAAGAAGAACUCUUCGCGGCAGAGUGCAACCCUAGAUAACGACGCCGCCAGAGACAACCAGGAGGAUACGCCGCCAGUGUAGGUGAUAUAAGAGGGGGCCCGAUACGAUAUCCCACUCACCGACGAGGGCCCAAGCGGACUCAAGAGUGGGGGAGACAGACUGAUAUGCAUUUAUGUGACAAAUCAUCGAGCAUUUUAGUGAAUUGGUGAUACGGGGUUUUUCUAGCACUGCCAUUUUUGUUGAUUAUACCUGGGGGCCCCGGGAUUUCGAUUAUUUGGACAAGCGACGCUCAAAAAUAGGGGCACUGGGGUCAG
Messenger RNA from Phialemonium atrogriseum, 7848 nucleotides. RefSeq names its product hsp90-like protein. The transcript has 3 exons. The coding region runs from base 155 to 7615 and encodes 2486 amino acids. The record is from RefSeq and is a predicted model, not a curated record. NCBI's taxonomy places the organism in Eukaryota, Fungi, Ascomycota, Sordariomycetes, Cephalothecales, Cephalothecaceae. Gene Ontology annotation, cellular component: plasma membrane. Gene Ontology annotation, molecular function: histidine phosphotransfer kinase activity; protein binding; phosphorelay sensor kinase activity. Gene Ontology annotation, biological process: phosphorelay signal transduction system; protein autophosphorylation.